Molecule: messenger RNA, 1380 nt
Organism: Brassica napus (rape)
Lineage: Eukaryota; Viridiplantae; Streptophyta; Magnoliopsida; Brassicales; Brassicaceae
Product: membrane-associated kinase regulator 5
Exons: 2
Coding region: 214-1161 (315 amino acids)
Cellular component (GO): plasma membrane
Source: RefSeq, a predicted model, not a curated record
AAAAACAAAAUUCAUCUUAAAUGCCAUUUUCAUUUAUCUUUUUUCUCCCUUUACAAAUAUUUUUUUAAUAAAAAGAUAAUUUCGAAAAGCUCAGCUUCUCUUUCUUCUUCCUUUAAAACCCUUACGUGCCCAUUCCGUUGACAAAAGCCAAGCUCUUACUAUCUCUCUUGCUUCUCUCUCUCUCUCUCUCGUUCUCUCACUCUCUCUCUCUAAAUGGAAGCUCUCACCUUUAUGAAAUUCUGGCUAACGAACACCACCGUCAAUAAACCCCGCCGUGAAACCAGAAUCUCAGAAUCCGCCGUUAGAUCCUCCGCCGCACUAGAAGAUUCCGAAGUUGAUCUCAGCGAGGGAGAUGAUUCCUUCUUCGAGCUCGAGAUCUCUCUCUCAGAUUUCUCCUUACAUAAAAACAAAACCCCUGAAGAGAGAGAAGUAAAACAGACAACGUUUUCUCUCUCUAAGAGCAAAGUCAUCCCUUUCGUCGAACCCACUUCAAAACCUCAGUCUCCGACAACUCCACUAAACUCCGGUCGAAAGUUUCGUGCUUUCUCCUUCAAGAAGAAAGAAAACAACAGAAGCCUCAACGUAAUGUUCAAAACAGAAGACCAAACAACAACAACAACAACAAGCUUCGGAAAAACGACGACCACUGCGACGUCACAGCUCAAACCCGACACGAUGUUCUCCGAGGACUCUGUUUCCUCUGUUUCUUCCUCAAAGAGAUUCUUUGACCUCAUAAAGCCUUUAUACAACAAAACAACCAAGAAACAGAGCGUCAACAGUGUAUCCACAUCUCCGGCGUCUUCACCGGCGACGGCGAGGGAGAAACAGAGAAAUAGUAAACCGUCAGGGAUUCGAAGACAGCUUGGGAAGAGCAGGUCGGCGUCUGCGACUUUGUCUCCGGCGAAGAGAGUCGACGAGUCUUUACAGGUGCAACAAGAUGGGAUUCAAAGUGCCAUUCUCCACUGCAAGAAAUCGUUUCAAGGGUCAGAAUCUUCUAUGUUGUCGCGAUCUUGCAGUGAAUCUUACUCGCAAGAGAAGCUCAGUACUUCGUCGUCUGAAGAUUCGUAUUUGUUUUCAAGAUUAUCAAGCGAAUCAAUGUCGGAAAAAUCAUUCGAUAGCCUGGCUUCAAUCAAGGAACAGAGGGAGAAGAUUAGCCAUUAGUUUUUUUUUUUGUAAUAAGAAGACAAGAUUUUAGUUUCUUUUGAAAAAUUAGUUUAAAAUAGCGAUGAAGAUGGAAGAUAGAAAAAUCUUGUUGUAGGAUCAGUAAUAUUUCAGAUUAGUGAUGGGUAUUUUUUUGGCUUUGUGUAGUGACGGAUCAUUAUGUGAAUCCUGACACCUAGAGAAUUGAAAAAUUAAAUAUUAUAUAUAUUUAUUACAUAA